Messenger RNA from Cryptomeria japonica (Japanese cedar), 837 nucleotides. Its product is annotated as putative leucine-rich repeat receptor-like serine/threonine-protein kinase At2g24130. Bases 1 to 837 code for a protein of 278 amino acids. The transcript has 3 exons. Gene Ontology annotation, molecular function: protein kinase activity; ATP binding. The record is from RefSeq and is a predicted model, not a curated record. Lineage: Eukaryota; Viridiplantae; Streptophyta; Pinopsida; Cupressales; Cupressaceae. Gene Ontology annotation, biological process: protein phosphorylation.
AUGACCUUCAAACCCUUUGAAGUGGGCCCUCAGAAAAUUUCAUUUCAAGAACUUCUCACAGCAACUGAUGGGUUUAAUGAGGCCAACUUAUUAGGAGUUGGCAGCUUUGGAAAAGUGUUCAGAGAGGUUCUGAAAGAUGGCACAAUGGUUGCUAUCAAAAUCCUUAAUAUCCAGGAUGAAUAUGCACGUAAAAGUUUUGAUAGAGAGUGCAGUGUUUUAAGGAGAGUUCGGCAUAGAAAUCUUCUUAAAAUCAUAACCUCUUAUUCAGAUCCAGAUAGGGAAGCCUUAAUAUUUCCUCUUGUGGAAAAUGGCAGCCUGGACAAGUUUUUCUAUCCUGCAGGUGAAGAAAGUUCUCAAGGCCAACUGUGUCGGUUGGAUUUAAUUCAAAGGCUCAGCAUAGCGCUGGACGUUGCACAGGGCAUGGAAUACCUUCAUCACGGAUGUUUUGUGCAAGUCGUCCAUUGUGAUCUAAAGCCCAGUAAUGUGCUUCUUGGCGAGGACAUGACAGCCUAUUUGAUAGAUUUUGGCAUUUCAAGAUUGUGCCUGCGGAACUCCAUGGAUUCAUACACUUCUACACAUAACUUGAAAGGAUCCAUUGGAUACAUUGCUCCAGAAUAUGGAGUGAGUGGACAUGUUACUACAAAAGGAGAUGUUUACAGCUAUGGAAUAAUGUUUUUGGAGAUGAUGACUGGGAAGAAGCCAACCAGCAGCAUAUUCGUAGAAGGAAUGAACUUGCAUAAAUGGGUGAGCAGAUGUUUUCCAAAUACAAUAGAAGAAGUGGUUGACAGAAAUUUGCUUAGUGGUGACCUUAACAAUGAUGAAAAUAAGGUGAUAUAG